Messenger RNA from Centropristis striata (black sea bass), 1105 nucleotides. RefSeq names its product spindle and kinetochore associated complex subunit 1 (gene ska1). The transcript has 7 exons. Gene Ontology annotation, biological process: chromosome segregation; cell division; mitotic cell cycle. Gene Ontology annotation, molecular function: microtubule binding. The record is from RefSeq and is a predicted model, not a curated record. Gene Ontology annotation, cellular component: mitotic spindle; spindle microtubule; outer kinetochore. Lineage: Eukaryota; Metazoa; Chordata; Actinopteri; Perciformes; Serranidae. Bases 155 to 886 code for a protein of 243 amino acids.
CAGUCGGUGGCGGUAAAGCCAACCGUUAGUCUAACCGUUAGACUACAUCAACAAGAAGAAGAGUCACAUUUUAAACUGAGCUGGAACCGGGAAACAACCAACACACUGCAGCAGCAAGGAGUGUGUGUGUGACGGGAAACACAACUCUGUCAAAAUGAGCGAGCUGGAGGACAUCAGCAAUCACAUCCAUGACAGGAUCUCAUCCGUACAGCUCAUUCUGGAUCUGUCAGUUGUUGAAUUGCCACAAAAUAAGAUAAAGCGACUUGGACAAGAAGUUGUUGCACUUCAGAGACUUAUGGAGGAGUUUGAAAAAUGUGUUGAUGGACAGAAAGAGCAACUAAAGCAUCUGAAGGAAAUUGAGGAAUCAUUCCAGGAGGGUUUGGAGGAUCUCCAGCACAUUAAGAACAACAUACCGGCACACAUACCAAGGAAGAAAGACCAAGCCACUGUAAGUCAACCUGCCCCACUUGUUCAGCAAGUCAAGCCACAAAAUGUCAAAAAGAGCGACAAGAACCAAUUCAAGCAGAUUGAGUUCAUCACUGUGCCAGAGUAUGACAGCAUCCCUCAGUACAUGAAGGGACGUGCAACAUACCAUCAGCUUAAUUUUGGGGUGGAGAACAUUAACAAAGCUGUAGCAGCCAAGUACAAGAUCCUCAAACAGCCGGCGAGAAGUCUCAGCAAUACGGCACGCAAGCUGCAGCAGCGCUUUAAGGACCAGGAGACUAAAGACACCAAAGGUCGUUUUUUUGUGGUGGAGGAAGAUAUCAGUGAAUUCAAUCAGAUGAAGGUGGACAAACGAUUUCAGGGGAUUUUGAUCAUGCUACGACACUGCCAGCGCCUGCGGGAGCUCCGGGGGGGCGGCCAUACCCGCUACAUCCUGUUAUGAAAAAACAAGACUUACUAGCAUAAAUAAGCAAUGAUAUGUAAAUCCUUUUGAACCUGCAUUGGUUGGAGUGUCUGUCAUGUAAAUGAACACAUUUAGAGAUUUACCCAGGGAUCUGCUUUUUGCCACCUGUAUGUGCACAAAACACUGGGAUGUCUUUACAUGUAUGUAUGUUGUGGUGUGAAUAAUUGUCAAUAAAAUAGAUUGUUGUGUUUUGCAUUA